Messenger RNA from Hippopotamus amphibius kiboko, 1218 nucleotides. It is a transcript of the gene GLRA3, whose product is annotated as glycine receptor alpha 3. Gene Ontology annotation, molecular function: extracellular ligand-gated monoatomic ion channel activity; transmembrane signaling receptor activity; chloride channel activity. Gene Ontology annotation, cellular component: neuron projection; synapse; membrane. Gene Ontology annotation, biological process: regulation of membrane potential; chemical synaptic transmission; signal transduction. The transcript has 9 exons. Lineage: Eukaryota; Metazoa; Chordata; Mammalia; Artiodactyla; Hippopotamidae. The record is from RefSeq and is a predicted model, not a curated record.
AUGACCAUCACCAUGAACAGUGUUUGGAAGAAUCUUCACCCACAGUUUGUUCAUGAUUUUUGUGGAUUUGAGAAGGUAGGUGAGGAGUCCAAAGAAGUCUUCAGCAACGUAGUGACCCUCAGCAAGAAGCUGGAGCUAGAUCUGCCAGAGGAUGACUUCAUUGAACUCCUUGCUGUGCAACACGAGGAGCUUAUUAAUGAAGACCUGGAUGCUCAGGUCGACCCCCUCCUGACCCCCACCAGGCCCAAGCGAGCCAGGCUGAGCAAAGGCAGGGGCAAGGGGAGGGACCCAAGUUCCCGAGGACAGGUCGCUGUAUUGACAUUAACACUCUCCUGUCCAAUGGAGCUCAAGAAUUUUCCAAUGGAUGUACAAACAUGUAUAAUGCCACUAGAAAGUUUUGGGCACACAACGAAUGAUCUCAUUUAUGAAUGGCAAAAUGAGGUGCCUGUACAAGUGGCAGAAGGACUCACUUUGCCCCAGUUUCUGUUGAAAGAAGAGAAAGAUUUACGAUACUGCACUAAACAUUACAACACAGGAAAGUUUACAUGUGUAGAAGUGCAAUUCGAUCUUGAAUGACAGAUGGGCCCCUAUCUGAUCUAGAUGUUCAUUCCCAGUCUCCUGAUCGUUAUUCUCUCCUGGGUUUCAUUCUGGAUCAGUAUGGAUGCGGCUCCAGCCAGGGUAGGCUUGGGAAUAACCACCGUGCUGACUGUGACCACACAGAGUUCAGGAUCACGAGCUUCCUUACCAAAGGUUUUGUAUGUCAAAGCUAUUGACAUUUGGAUGGCAGUGUGCCUCGUUUUUGUUUUUUCAGCACUUCUGGAAUAUACAGCUGUAAAUUUUGUAUCGAGACAACACAAAGAACUUCUGAGAUUUCGAUGAAAGAGAAAGAAUAAGAUAGAAGCUUUUGCAUUGGAGAAGUUUUACCAUUUCUCAGACACGGAUGUUGGGGUAAGAGAAAGCCGAUGCAGCUUCACAGCCUAUGGAAUGGGACCCUGUCUGCAAACGAAAGAUGGUGUGAUCCCAAAGGGCCCAAAGCAUCCUGUCCUGGUAAUGCUGAAGAUCCCAGGUGAAAUGAGGAAGGUCUUUAUCGACUGGGCCAAGAAGAUGGACACCAUCUCCCGAGCCUGCUUCCCGUUAGCCUUUUUGAUUUUUAAUAUUUUCUAUUGGGUUAUCUAUAAAAUUCUUAGGUAUGAGGUUAUUCAUCAGCAACAAGAUUAA